CGCCCGGCUGGCCCGCUUGAGGCGUUUGGGGCUCGCGGCGUCUCUCCUCAGGGACUGUUGGCCGGAGCGGGGAGGCGUUCGGUGCCCGCGGGAGCAGCUGGUGGGGGCUUCGUCCGCAUUGCCGAGUAGGAGGGCGGAGUGUGGGGUCGGGACGGACGGGGAGAGCCGAACGGGGCCAACAUCGACCACGUUGGCCAGUCUCCGGUGACUGGAGCGAAGCAGCCUCGGAGAUUUGAGGGGUCGACCCCGGGAUGGCCCAGGGCCCAGCCCCCGCACACGCGCGUUUGUUGAGGAGAUGUCCUUUGCUUCUCAGAUGUAAUGCACUUUAAGUUUGUUAUUCAACAGUGAAAAUGAGUCAUACAGAGGUUAAAUUAAAAAUACCUUUUGGGAAUAAAUUACUAGAUGCUGUUUGUUUGGUACCUAACAAAAGCUUGACAUAUGGAAUAAUCCUUACACACGGAGCAUCAGGAGACAUGAAUCUUCCUCAUUUGAUGUCACUGGCAUCCCAUCUUGCAUCUCAUGGGUUUUUUUGCCUGAGAUUUACCUGCAAAGGCCUUAAUAUUGUACAUAGAAUUAAGGCAUAUAAAUCAGUUUUGAAUUACCUAAAGACCUCAGGAGAAUAUAAACUUGCAGGUGUUUUCCUUGGAGGUCGUUCGAUGGGCUCAAGAGCAGCUGCUUCUGUUAUGUGUCAUAUUGAGCCAGAUGAUUCUGAUGAUUUUGUUCGAGGUCUCAUUUGUAUUUCUUAUCCACUGCACCAUCCAAAGCAGCAGCAUAAACUCAGAGAUGAAGAUCUCUUUCGUAUAAAAGAUCCUGUACUAUUUGUGUCAGGCUCAGCAGAUGAAAUGUGUGAAAAGAAUUUGUUGGAGAAAGUGGCACAGAAAAUGCAAGCUCCCAGUAAAAUCCACUGGAUUGAAAAGGCAAAUCAUUCCAUGGCAGUGAAAGGACGGUCAACAAAUGAUGUUUUCAAAGAAAUAAAUACACAGAUUUUGUUUUGGAUCCAAGAAAUCACUGAAAUGGACAAGAAAUAAUUGUUAUUAGUUAAAAGCCAUGUUAUUUUGAAUACAAAUACUGUUAAUUUGAUAAAGAAUAAUAUACCUCUCAGCAUUAUGAGAUAUAUUUCAGACUAAUUUAAUGUUCUUUAAUGUUCUAUUUUUAAACACAUUUUGAUUGUGAAAUUAAUGUCUUUCACAAAGUAUCUUUUGAAAGCACUGUUAUAGUUGUAUAAAGAUGAUGUAAAAAUAUUGAAGGUGGUCUAAAUAUAAUUUAUUUUCAUUAGUAUAGUUAAGUUUUGAAAAAAAAUUAAACAUUUGAAUUUUGUUACAA
Molecule: messenger RNA, 1323 nt
Organism: Microcebus murinus (gray mouse lemur)
Lineage: Eukaryota; Metazoa; Chordata; Mammalia; Primates; Cheirogaleidae
Source: RefSeq, a predicted model, not a curated record